This is a messenger RNA of Cyphellophora attinorum, 480 nucleotides long. RefSeq lists its product as uncharacterized. NCBI's taxonomy places the organism in Eukaryota, Fungi, Ascomycota, Eurotiomycetes, Chaetothyriales, Cyphellophoraceae. Bases 1 to 480 code for a protein of 159 amino acids. The transcript has a single exon. The record is from RefSeq and is a predicted model, not a curated record.
AUGUCGCACCCGCUCUUCACACAUCGAGUUCCAGGUCCCUGUAAUACCUGCUGGGAAGAGGUACAGUAUCGGCUUGCAAACUUGGAAGACUUAGCAGUAGUUGAAACACACCGGAACUUCAUCACCAAGUCGAAGAAAGAGAAGGUCAUCUUCGAGGGCAGGAAGCCGAGACAACUUCGACUUGUGGCUAUGAGGGAUGCUGAGAGGGCGGCCGAGGCCGAGGUUCAGGCUGACGCCGAAGCUGGUGAAGCAAGAGACUUACCUAACCCGCAAGGGACUCCGGGCAAGGAAAAUGUGACGACAAUGGAAUAUGUUCGUGGCCUGUGGGUCCAGUCGAAGGCGAUGGCUGUUGGCAUGAGAAGUCCAGACAGUCUCAGGGGGAAGGAAUUCGCUGAGAUGGAUGCUACUGUGAAAGUCCUGCGGCUGUCAAUGGACAGAGAGGACUUUGCGGCUGUGGCUCGAGAGAUGGACGCAGGUUGA